UGUGUUGGAGGUGUGUGGUGCAAAGGCAUGAAGUGAAGCUCAAGAAAGUUUGGGUAAAUGUCUUAUUUACCCAAUGAAAGGAUAUUUAGUGUUUCCAAUGUGUACCUAUGAUUAAUGUGCGUUAUAGUGCAUGGCUUCGGAGCUUAAUGUAGUGUGAUUGUGGAGGACAGUAUCCCGAAACGCCGUCAGUAGACCCAAGAUGGCUGAAUUUUGAAGGACCCUUUGUUCCGGAUGUUGUCAGUAUGAAAGUUGAGUCCCUCGUGACGGAACGGGCGAGUGAGAGAGACUUCGUGACAUGUUUAGUUCCCUCUCCUCCAGCAACGGGGCGGUGGUGCACCAGAGUCACAAGAAACGAAAGCUUGAACAUCAACAGCAUCAACAGAGGGACUAUGCUCAGGCUGCAGCAGACAGCAUAUAUACAAUAAAUGUUAAUCAGAUAAACCAGUCCGUUGUCCGACACCACGCACAAACCAAUAACAAUGCAGCCCAAAAAAGCCCAAACAGUGUCGCAUCACAGCAGUUUAUCCGUGCCUCGACCAUAAAGCUGUUUGAUACGUACCAGCGUUGCGGCCAAAAGCGCAAGUCUUGUGAACGGGAGGGUGAUGUGGGCAGUGGGAGCGGCGAUACAGGGACCACUACAACCACGGGCGCACACACGACAGCUGCCACGACGACGGCCGGGCACGGCACGGGCAAGGGGGGCGGCCCGGCUGCGCCCCAAGGGUCGUCUUCUGCCGAUGGUGACUAUCAGCUUGUCCAACAUGAGGUGUUGUACUCCAUGACAACCCAGUAUGAGGUACUGGAGUUUCUGGGACGUGGGACAUUUGGACAGGUAGUUAAGUGCUGGAAGAAAGGCACAAAUGAAAUUGUUGCCAUUAAAAUACUCAAGAAUCAUCCAUCAUAUGCUCGGCAGGGUCAAAUUGAAGUCAGCAUUCUCUCUCGCCUUAGCCAAGAAAAUGCAGACGAAUUCAAUUUUGUCAGAGCCUUUGAGUGCUUCCAGCACAAAAACCAUACAUGUUUGGUAUUUGAGAUGCUUGAGCAGAAUUUAUAUGAUUUCCUGAAACAGAAUAAAUUCAGCCCUUUGCCUCUCAAAUACAUUCGACCAAUACUUCAACAAGUAUUAACAGCGCUUUUGAAGUUGAAGCAACUUGGUCUCAUUCAUGCUGAUUUGAAACCUGAGAACAUCAUGCUGGUUGAUCCUGUGAGGCAGCCUUAUAGAGUGAAGGUAAUAGACUUUGGAAGUGCGUCUCAUGUAAGCAAGGCUGUCUGCAAUACCUAUCUGCAAAGUCGCUAUUACCGAGCACCAGAAAUAAUAUUAGGUUUGCCCUUUUGUGAGGCAAUUGACAUGUGGUCGUUAGGCUGUGUUGUUGCAGAACUUUUUCUCGGAUGGCCACUUUACCCAGGGUCUUCAGAAUAUGAUCAGAUUAGAUACAUCAGUCAGACUCAGGGCCUUCCUACAGAGCAUAUGUUGAAUAACGCCUCUAAAACUACAAAAUUUUUUUAUAGAGACAUGGACAGCACGUAUCCGUUUUGGCGACUGAAGACUCCUGAAGAGCAUGAAGCGGAGACUGGAAUAAAGUCCAAGGAAGCAAGAAAAUACAUUUUCAAUUGCCUUGAUGACAUUGGUCAAGUAAAUGUUCCUACAGACUUGGAAGGUGGAGAACUUCUUGCUGAGAAAGCUGAUCGGAGGGAGUUCAUCGAUCUUCUUAAAAGAAUGCUGACAAUGGACCAGGUAGAGCGCCGCAUCACACCUGGUGAAGCACUGAAUCAUGCUUUUGUGACACUGGCACAUCUUGUAGACUAUGCACAUUGCAACAAUGUGAAAGCUAGCGUUCAGAUGAUGGAAGUGUGCCGUCGCAAUGGGUAUAAUGGUACAUCAACGACAUCUCAUCAUCAGACGGCGCAGGCUGGACCACCUCCUCUGGUCAACUUUGUACCCAGUUCCAAUGGCAAUGUUACCUUAACGUUCAACAAUCAGCUGAGCAAUCAGGUACAACGCCUGGUGAGAGACAGGGCCGGAUAUGAAAACCUGUAUCAGUUGUACAAUGGGCGAUCGGUAGCACGGCAGUACACCAAUGCUGCACGUGGUGAUCCAUUUCAUCAGCAUCAGUUGGUUUCAUCCAUCCUUUGUCCCACUGGUUAUCAAGGAAUGGGUUCUCCUGCUAAACAUGUUACAGUUGUAGCUCAACAACCUCCUCCGCAGUUGCAGAUUCAGCCACCUAUCAUAUCUCAGCAGGUUGCACCUCAACAACAGUAUGUGCCUGUUUCCAUGGUUGAGCAAAGUGGACGCCAGAUGUUGUUGACGAAUGUUCAAACAUCUUGGCCUGGCAGUCGUCAAAUGGUGGUUCCUUCUUGGCCACAACAGCUGCCUCCGCAACAUGCUCUUCAGCAGCCAUUAAUUCCAGACCCAUCUGGUGACUGGGGGCGACCUCUCAUAGUUGAUUCCAGCACAAUAUUACAGGAACACCGGCCAGUGUUUCCUGUUGAUGUGGCCACUGCUGAUGUUUAUCAGUCAGGUUUGGUUGAACACCAGUCUUCAUCAGGGAGUCAUCAGUGGAGUAGCUCAAGCAAGAGAAGUGUUCCAAAAACAACAACACAUUUGGCACCCCCUGCACAAACUACUUCUCACCAUCAUCACCAUCACCACCACCAUCUCACACUGCAGCAUGUGCCAAAGAAAGAACCUACACAGCUCAGCCCUGUCAAGAAGAGAGUGAAAGAAGGAACACCACCAUCAGACACAAAUGUUUAUGCUGGAAAUGUGUCGAGUAGCAACAGUGGAAGGCGCAGGCAUUCGCCAAAUUCAAUUGCCACUUCAUGGCAGCAGCAGCAGCAGCAACAACAGCAACAGCAGCAGCAACAACAACAGCAGCAACAACAGCAACAGCAGCAGCAGCAGCAGCAACAACAACAACAACAACAACAACAACAACAGCAGCAGCAGCAGCAACCGCAGCAGCAGCCACAGCCAUCUUCAGGAAAACUGGAGGCACACACUCAACAUACAUUGCAACAUGCCUCACAGGUGCAACAGGCAGUUUCUGGUAGACAGCAGACUAUAACAAUUCAUGACACACCAUCACCAGCUGUGUCUGUCAUCACAAUUUCUGACAGUGAAGACGAAGCAACUGGAAACUGCUGUAAGGAUAGGAACUGCGGUGCGUGUUGCGGUGGAUCAGCCGGCCUGGGUGCAUCUUGCCACAUCAGCUCCAACUGUCCCUCAGUGUUGACUGUAGCCUCUCAAGAUGAAGCAUAUCGCAGCACUCAGUCAACGCCACCUAGAAGUUCAGCAGCUGUAACAAGCAGCACACGUCAAAGGAAGAAUGUGAUUUCCUGUGUGACAGUCGCAGAUAGUGAUGGAGAAGAUCAGCACAGCCCAGCUAAAUUACAGCAGGCACAAAUGCAGCAGCAGCAGCAACAGCAACAACAGCAGCAGCAACAACAACAACAACAACAAUCAAUAGCACAGCAACAGCAACAACCACAUCAGCCUCAGGUGCAACAGCAAGCACAACCGCCUCAGCAGCAGCACCAGCAUCACCAAGUAUAUUUGCAGCCACCGCAGCAACAGACAACACAGCCACAGCAGCAGCAGCAGCAUCAGCAGCAUCAUCACCACCACCACCACCAACAGCAACCUGUACAACAGGUUCUGGUUCAGACACCAGUCCAAGUUACCAGAGAAAUAAAACACGAGCCACAACCCACCUCUGGAUAUUCAAGUGGAGCUUCACAAUCCCAAAAGAAGAGAUUGCUAGCGAAGGCCCAGUCAGAAUGUAUGCUUAAUGCAGUUGCUACAAAAAAAGAACCUGGACUUACCGAGUAUCACCAUGGUGAUUAUGCUCAUCAUUCAUCGUGUAGUAACACUUUGACAUCUUGUAAAGAUAAUGUGGCAGCAACAAGUUCAGCUUCAUACCACUAUGUGGCAACAUCUUCUGCAGGUCAUCCCACAACUUCUCAGGACCAGCACAUUGUGUACAGUGGGGCAUGUGUGUGUGUGGGUUGCAGUGGUGACAAGAGAAAUUCUUGGGCUCCUUCAUCAGCCCACAUGAGUAGAGAUUUGCUUGGUCCUCCAUCAGCUCAUAAACGAGAAUUAACUGUGCCUGUUUCCAACAGCCGUGAUUAUGUUCCUCAGCAAGCUGCUGUACAUAAGGAGUUCGUCCAGCCGCCAGCUGCUCAUUCGACGGCAUCAUUGUCUAGUCGUGGUGGAGGUGGAAGUGGGGCUUCAAAUAGUGAACAGCAAUUGAAGGGUUGGGCUACAACUGCCGCUACUGCCCCGCAUCCGCAGCAGGGAUACCGACACCUGUCUCCUCAGCCUGCAGCAUCAGUGUCCCACAGGCUUUCACCAUUGGCGGCGGCUGCUGGUCAGCCGCUCUACCAUCAGCCCGAACUGUACCGCCGCCCCGCGGUAUAUGUGACAGCUGCCCAACCGGCAGCAGCUGCUGCGUAUUUACCUGCUGGCCACCAGGUGGCGCCCUUCACCACAGGCAGGGCGCUGCCCCCGCCUGCUCAUCAUGCCAGUGCAAGACCUGUUUUGGCCACUCAUCCUUCACACCCAUUGCCAGCACAUAUGCAGCCAACAGCAGUGUUCCCGGCACACCCGCAAGUAGCUGCUUCCUAUGGAUUUGCACCUCUCAGCCCAUCAAAAACGCAUCAGUACCAACCGAGCCUAUGGUUUACUGAGUGAAGUCUCUGGUGACCACCCUGUCGACACCAAAUUGCUUCCUGAAUUAGAAAUUUCCAUACUGGGACUCUGCUGAAUGCCUGUAUAUUCACAGUAUGAACCACAAAUUCAAUAGUGAAGACAAACAACAUGUCAUGUACAAAGUUAGUGUGUAACUCAGUGUAUUCUCAGUCAAGAGAACCAGAUUUGUAUAAAUGUUGUUAAAAAAUGUGAUUGUGAGUCUGAAAUUGCCAGGCAGAUUAUAAAUGUUAAUAGAAAAUGAAGGACAGGACAACAAUAUUCCUGUCAUACAAUUAAUUGAGAAAGCAAAAUGUUGGACCUGUUACUUGUUUUUAACAAUUGUGAAGUACGUUCACAGCAUUAUAUUUUGUGUAAAAUCAGUUAGUUAUUGGUAUGGUUAAAUGAAUUGACAUAUGCCUUUGUUCUACUGUUUUCUGUUCCCUUUUUAUUUGUUAAAUAAUGGAAAGUUACACAUUUCAUAGUACAUUUGUCUUUCUUGGAAUAAUUCAGUUGUGAAUGAAAUUGAAAGGAGAGUUCAUUUAUUUGACAACAACUUUAACAAGAUUUUUCUUUCUCUUUGCGGUUCUAGCAUUCCUGCCUGCAGGUAACCACGUUUUAAAAUUGUGGUUCACUUUUUUUGUCCAGAUUAUAUAUAAUGAAAAGUUGUAUAUAUUUAUGGAGAAACAGUCCAUAAUUUUUUAUCACUUCACUUUUUGGUGUGGAAGUGUGAUGUUUGUAUAUAAUAGAAUAAGGUACAAUUCCUCAAUUUUAAAAAUGUGAUGUUUGUUAUAUAUUUACAUUUUAUCUUCAAUGACCAGUGGUCUUCGAAUUAAUAUACAAUUGAAGAAUGAUGGUGACCAAGCUUUUGUAGGAGCCUUAAGAGAGAUUUGUGGUAGAUUUAGGAAAGAGUCAGACUUCCAUUUAUAAUCUCAGAUCAAUGUGCCUGUUCAAAUAUCAGCAUGUAUUUAUUUGUAAGAAAUGCUCGCUAUAUAUAUUAUAUAUAUGUAUAUAUUAGUCACUGUUCUGUGUGUGUGCCACAAGUAUUACUGCCGUAGUACAUCUAGAAAAAAAAUAUUUUACUAUUAUUAGAGAUAUAUAUAUAUAAAUAUUAUAUAUUUGUAAAUACUGACAUAUUGCUGUCAGUGUUGUUUAUAAAGGUUUAAUCUUUUUUCCUGGUUAUGUGAGGAGCGCCUAACAUAGUCAAUUAUCUCCUUUAUCUCCUGUUUUUUCCAAAGAACCUGCUUUCACUAGAAAGACAAUUGAAAACGUUUUUAAUCAAUUAUUCAUUUUUGGAACAGAGAGGUUCUUUCCUCAUCAUUCAACUAUUUUGAAUUUUUGUUAUCUCCAUGCACAGUAAAACUGUUUGCUUGGUUUCUUUUGGUAUAGCAUUCACACACCAAGAGCUGACAGGUGCUUGUAUCCUAUAUUAAGCUGGUUUAGAUAGUAAAUUAAGUGUUAUUUAGAUAUUUUUGCCCAAAUAUUCCACUUCAAAGGAGAUUCAGAUUAUAACUGGGUGUUAUCUUGUUUGUUUCAUAGGAAAUGACAAUGUAGUAUUUAUGUUUUGAUGCCAUGCUCAAAAUAUCUAGUCUCUAGUUUGAAGGUGUGUUAAAUUUGCACUAUACUAAUCUCCUGCUCUGGAAAUGUAACUAAAAUAUUUGCCUGUGGAAUAGUGUUGAAAUGUUGAAAGAUUUAAUCUAGGUUUUUCAUAUAACUUAAUAAUUGAAGAUGUGAGGAGCUCUGUUAGGAUGGUAACAGUGCCAGGAUAUGGUGUCAUUAGUGUGUGUGUGUGUGUGUGUGUGUGUGUGUGUGUGUGUGUGUGCGAUUUUGAGCUUUGCAUGUUAUAAGAAAAUUUCUGAUAUGCUCCACAUAGUUUUACUGAACAUUUUGCUCUUCAGUGUGACUGUCAAAAAAAAAUUCUGUAGGUAAAAGUCUGUUAAACUGUCAGUGAAUUUAUAUAAUGUGUGGUUAUGAAAAUGUGUGCACUUUAGGUAGUCCCUAAACAGGUUCCAUUAAAAUGACUUGUAAAUACGUCUUUCAGGAUUUUUGAGAACACUAGUACAAGCAAAUUAAAAUUCUGAAAUCCUGAGAGACACCAGUGCAUGAAAUAUGGUACCCUGUUUAAGAAGUGCAUGUAUAAAAUGCCAUACCGUCACUGGCAGUGAGUGUUGUAGUUUGUAACAGUGAUAUUUGUUCCAGGAAGAUUUAAAAUAUUUUUGGAAAAUAACUGUGUUUCACAGUUUGUUAAAGGGUGACAUACUUUCCUUUAGGAUAGUUUUCACUGUAUGAGUUUUGCAUUUUAAAUAUGUACUGCAUCAUGAUUUCUACAUAUGUAUUAAGGUUUUACAUGUGUUUUAGCAAUCACUAAUGGACUGAGGAAGAAAUAGAGCAAAAAAUAUAGUUUACAAGUAAUGUAAAAUAAAUGGUGUUUUAUAGGAAUGUAAUUCCUUUAUGGCUUAUAAUUUUUAUCAUACCUCCUUUGCAGAGAGUUUGCUUUAUGUGGAUUCUAGCUGCCUUAAAGUGCAGAAAGUAAUAUGUAGAUAACAGGUUAUGGGAAAUAUACCACUUCUAUAUGUAAAUGGUAUGUGUUAGAUAAAAAUUGCAUUAUAUCAUUGAUGUAAUUAAAAGCAGAAAAUUAAUAUUUUUUUAUAGUAGUGGAACAAAGAAACACAUUAGUGUUUUAUGUACUGCACAGAUAAAUGUUUUAAAAAUAGUUUAACCAAACAAUUGCCUUACUAAAUAAUAAUAUUACUAAUAAUUGUCAUCAUUAUGUCUAUAGUAAUUGUCAUUGAUGUGAUCUGUUUUCUGCCAAUGUCCCGUGUGUGUGUGUGUGUGUGUGUGUGUGUGUGUGUGUGUGUGUAUGCAUGUAUGUACGUACGUACGUGUCUGUGUCUCCUUAGUGACAGAUUUUGUAGUGUGUACCAAAGACAUAACAAUGUUCCUGCCUAUUAACUGAAAAAUGUUUUCUAGCUUAGCUUUGUGUAACAUAGAGAAUCUUUUGCUGGCAUUACUGACUUUUUUGAAAUUCAGUACAUCCAAGAGCAAGACUGCAGUAUUGUUAUUUUAUGCUUUUUAAUCUUUAUCUCUGUAAUAGUGCCAUAGCAUUUCAGUAAUACUAUGGUGAAUGUUUGUCAUUAUUCUCAUAAAGAUCACAGCUGCAUUUGUAGCAGCUCCAUGUAAAAUGUGAUUCAUAUUGUAGUAAAGAGUAAAGACAUGAGGAAAGGAGUUUCUCUGGGUUAUGCUGUAAAUAGAAGUUUGCCUGAAAGCAACUUUAAUUUCUAGAGUUCAUGCUGUAUAAAAGUAAUUGUAAGUAAUGUUGCCAGUUUUAAUGAGCAAUUUCAGUGAUGUAUUGCUGUUGCUGUUUUCACAGUUUUUCUUAAUAGAUAAGUAGGGCCUGUGCAUUUUGUCAGUGAUGCCAAGCUUUGAAAACUCCAAGCAUGGUGAAUAUUGGAAUGUUUAUCAGAUCCUUCACAGAUGUUAUGUUAUGCUUUUCUUUAAAAAAAUGAAGUUGUUAUAAAAUUGUAAGUUAUUGUGAAAUACCUGUAAGUACUGUUAAUAUGGCUUACCUUAUUUUAAUUAGCAUGGAACAUGAUUAUUCUUUGAAAAAGUAAAUUUCUUUUCUGUAGUGAGCAGUGAUUCAUGAUAUUGUGAAUAUUGUACUGAUCAACAAUGAAACUCUCUUAAUGGUUUUUGUACGAGUAAAACAUUAAUGACCUUAGUAUUUGUGAUUCAUAUUCGGUCUGUAGACAGCAAUGUUGAUAGUCUACACAGUUUAUUUAACUCAUUGGUACGCAGUCAUUAUAAUUAACUUCAUUUAUUCCAUUGAUUAAUUAGUUAAGAUUUCAUAGUAGUGGGAAAUGGUGAAUUCAUUGGUAUGUUUACUCCCUUUCAUGAAACUUUUACUAUUUCAUAGGUGCAUGUUGAUUGUACCACUUUAAGUUUCUGUAUUACUGUAAUUCCAAGUUAAAUGUUGUUCAUAUGAAACACAAAGGUUUCAAGGUUCUUAUAUAAUUUUCUCAUAGCCAUUAGAAAGUUACACAUGGUUAGAAGAGUUUUUGGUGUAUACACUCAAGGUGUAUUUCUUUGAUUAAUAUUAGCUUAUUAAUGUAUCAGUUACCAAACAUUGUUAGUGUGAAAAGCUUACAGGUACCUUUUGUAAUGACUAUAUUUGUAGUUUUCAGGAAGAGGCAAUGUAUUGAUAGUAAAGGGUGUAGAUCUUCAUUUUUAACAAUUGUCUGAGGCUGUUGGGUUGUACAUAUUGACUGGUAGUCUUGCAGUACACAGAGAAGCUAAACAAAUGAAAUAAUGUAAACAUUUCCCAACAUUUUCAGUAACUGUCUAUUUAAUGAAUCUCUCUCUCUCUCUCUCUCUCUCUCUCUCUCUCUCUCUCUCUCUCUCUCUCUCUCUCUCCCUCCCCUCCCCCUCCCCGUCCCCCUCUAUCCCCCUCCCCACUACAUUCCUCCCCUUUCCCUCACUCCUAUCAUUGCAUGUACACACAUUUGUGUGAAUAAUUCACACAAUUGUAUGUUUAUGCAAUCACUGAAAUGGCUUUUUCCUCCCUUUUUUGCCAAUGUUGCACACAUCAGAUAUAUAAAUUUUAAUUACUUUAUGGUGGUGAUGCUGUUUGAUUUAUCCUUAGGUUAUAUUUUUGAGGCUUUAGUUUGGUGGAAGGCCACAAUUGCAAUAUGUUCUCUAUAUCAGCCUUUUAUAUAACAAAUGUGAUAUUAAAUAUUUUUUACAUUAA
Messenger RNA from Schistocerca cancellata (South American locust), 9425 nucleotides. RefSeq names its product homeodomain-interacting protein kinase 2 (gene Hipk). Gene Ontology annotation, molecular function: protein tyrosine kinase activity; protein serine/threonine kinase activity; ATP binding. The record is from RefSeq and is a predicted model, not a curated record. Gene Ontology annotation, cellular component: nucleus; cytoplasm. The transcript is spliced from 23 exons. Gene Ontology annotation, biological process: peptidyl-threonine phosphorylation; peptidyl-serine phosphorylation. NCBI's taxonomy places the organism in Eukaryota, Metazoa, Arthropoda, Insecta, Orthoptera, Acrididae. The coding region runs from base 296 to 4687 and encodes 1463 amino acids.